AUGAUCCUCUACAGCAAGAACUACUGGGGCCUGCCCUUGUUGGUGCGCUUUUAUGGAUCGGCAUUCCCGAGGACAAUCCCUUUCGCAGUGAUGAGCGGCGCAAUCUCGGUGGCGCUGGAGUGGACGGUGGCCAAGGACGAGGACGGGCUGCCCAGCGAGAGCAGGAGCUGGUGGGAGCACCCCUACCCCUACCAGACGUUUGCGUUCAUCGUAGGCUUCAUGCUGGUCUUCAGAAGCAACUUCGGUUACGGGAGGUACUGGGAGGGCCGUACGGCGCUGCAGCUGAUGUCCGCCAAGUGGAGCGAUGCCGUGAUCCAAGUCCUCAAUUUCGACUUUGGCACGCUGCCGCCCGAUCUGGACGACGAGGGCAAACGGCGGGCACGGCGCUUUGGUGACACCUUCGUGCACCUGAUGAGCCUGCUGCACGCAGUGGCGGUCCAAAACCUGAGGAAGGACUGGGAAUUGGACAACCUGAGGCCUCACGAUCAGGGCCAACCGGAGCCGCCCAUGGAUCCCAGGUACAUCAAGGACGCCACCAAGAGGGGCAUGCGUUACAUGACCGUCACCGACUUCACGCACCUGCGCUCCGGCAAGGGCCACAUCAAGAUGUACAACUCCCUGAUGCCCCUGGGCGUGGUGGGAGGCAUCACGGAGGAGGAGUUCGUGGGCCUGGGGAAGGACAUGAAGGACAGCGGCGACGACAACCCGGGAGGCCUGUCCCGAGGGGCUCGAUUGUCGAACGGCGUCGUGAUUCCAGGGCCUGCAGAGCGUGUGCAGGUGGUCAUGUCGUGGGUGCACCAGAUCGUCCUGGAGCGCCGCCGCGAGGGCGGCCUGGCCAUCGAGGCGCCCAUCCUCACCCGCGUCUACCAGGUCCUCUCGGAGGGCAUGCUGGGCUUCGAGCAGUCCCGCAAGAUCAUGGACACGCCCUUCCCCUUCCCCUGGGUGCAAUUCGCCACCGUCUGCCUGCUGCUGUACGCGCUCACGGUGCCCAUUGUGAUCUCUGCGUACAUCACGGAGGACUGGCUGGCGUUCCUGCUGACGCUGUUCGCCGUGAUGACGUACUACGCGCUGAACGAGGUCGCACGGGACCUUGAGGACCCGUUCAUUUACGACCCUAACGACCUGCCCAUGGCCAGGCACCAAUACGCCUUCAACGAGCGCAUCUUGUCGCUGUCCGGCACCAAGCGGCCCUUCAGCCCCACAGAGAUGGGCGCCGCGAGGCUGCGCACCAUCGUCAGAAAAGACUCCAUGGGCGACAGGCGGACAGCCGCGCCGGCGGGCAACAGCCCAGCGCAGGAGGCGCCUUCCGAUGCGCCGAAUCGAACCGAAUCGUAUCGGAAUCGAAUGGAAUCGAAUCGGAAUCGCAUCGGGGGGGAGGCCAGCCUGGAUGUGAGGCUGUUCGAGGGGGACGAGGGCGAGCCGGAUUUGAACGUAGUCCUAGAUUUGAGGGCGGAGUCGGCGGCGCCCAGCAGGGGCGAUCAAUAG
Ostreobium quekettii is the source of this 1485-nucleotide messenger RNA. The record is from the annotation of a GenBank genome assembly. NCBI's taxonomy places the organism in Eukaryota, Viridiplantae, Chlorophyta, Ulvophyceae, Bryopsidales, Ostreobiaceae.